AUGGACGAUAAAGAGGCUGCAGACAAGGAAUCGGUGUUGCAAAUGAUAUCUAAAUCCAUUCCAGCCCACCUUGGGGACGUGAUGAGCUCAAGGGAAACCUUUGUGAGUUUGUCGGAUGAGUUUACACCAAUGCAAAGGAUCUUACUCACUGCCAAUGGUAAUGUUCAAAGGAUCUUGAGUGCAUACUACAACGCACCAGUCACUGUCGAUAUACUAUUCAACGAAAAAAUUGCUGGAUCAACUGAGAACUGCAUCAUGUUUAAUCGCUCAGUAGAUAUCAAAGUCAACAAGUACACAUGCUGUCGAGCAACCAGCACUGUCUCUAUCUAUGAUCCUGCAUAUCUGAAGCUCGUGGAAGAAGAUGGUGUUGGAAUUGGUCAAUUGUUUAGGUACUUGAACAUUCUUCCCGAGUUUCAAUUACUAGAAGUUGGUCGCGAUGAUGGUGUUGCUGGUGGGGUUGGAGGAUUCUGGCGUCGCUAUAUUUUGAGCGCUGCUGGUGUCAAAAAAGUAGAAAGCCGUGUGUAUAGAGUAUUAGAAUAG
Molecule: messenger RNA, 540 nt
Organism: Synchytrium microbalum
Lineage: Eukaryota; Fungi; Chytridiomycota; Chytridiomycetes; Synchytriales; Synchytriaceae
Exons: 4
Coding region: 1-540 (179 amino acids)
Source: RefSeq, a predicted model, not a curated record